AUGAAGAAUGCCGACGCUUCACUGGCUGUUGAGCUGUACACGUUUUAUGCUCGCUUUGACGCUGUAGCAAUUAAAACAACAAAAGUCUGCACGUGCACGGAGUGCACCAGUGAAAACGAUGCCUUCAUCAUCACAGAGCAUGCUGUGAGGAAAGCUUUCAGGAGAGUGAACACCAUGAGGGCAGCAGGACUAGAUGCAAUCCCUGGUCGAGUUCUGAGAGCCUGCGCUGACCAGCUAGCACUGGUGUUCACGGAGAUCUUCAACCUCUCCCUGGCCCAAGCAGUGAUUCCCACAUGCUUCAAAGAGUCCAUCAUUUUCCCUGUCCCAAAUAAACAACAGCCCGCUUGCCACAAUGAUUACCGCCAACUAGCACUGACUUCAAUUGUGAUGAAGUGUUUUGAAAGACUGAUGAGAGAUCACAUCCCUUCUUCACUACCUGCCACCAUCGACCCACUUCAGGCCAGACCAGCAGUUCAGACAUCAACAUCUUGGAAUGCUUCUAUCAUCUGGGAGGGAAUGUUUGAACCAAAUCUUUUUGAUCAAAAACACAUAGGAGAAAAGUCAUCAGUGGCCCUUACUGUGUUUGCUGUGGGACGGUACCUGGAUGCCUACCUCAAGACUUUCCUCAUCUCAGCAGAACAACAUUUUAUGUUGGGAUUACCAGUGACAUAUUAUGUGUUUACAGACUUACCAGACAAAGUACCAAACAUCACACUUGCUUCUCACAGAAACAUAAAGGUUAUCCAGGUGGGAAAGCACACCAGAUGGCAAGACAUUUCUAUGAUGCGAAUGAGGACAAUAUCAGAAGCUAUAGAGUCAGAGAUCCGUCACAGAUUUCAUUAUGUCUUCUGUUUUGAUGUGGAUCAGGAGUUUAAGGGGAGAUUUGGGUCUGAGGCACUGGGUGAUUCUGUGGCUUUGCUCCAUGCCCACUAUUAUAAAUUACCAAAAGCCCGGUUUACCUACGACAGAAACCCCAAAUCUAAAGCCUUCAUGGAAACUGGAGAUUUCUGCUACCAUGCUGCUAUCUUUGGAGGAACGUGGCAAAAUGUAAAGCAUUUGGUAGAUGCUUGUUAUCUGGCUAUCAUGGAGGAUAAAAUAAAUGAUGUGGAGGCUCUGUGGCAUGAUGAGAGCCAUCUAAACAAGUACUUUUGGAUUCAUAAACCAAGCAGGCUGCUGUCUCCAGAGUACUGCUGGGACCAGAGCAUUUGGGACAAGCAGGAUAUACUUGUCACCCGCCUAGUGUGGGCACCAAAACAUUAUGACACACUUCGUACUGGCUAGAUUGAAAAUCAAAGUUGGAAUUAUUUUAUAAGCAAGGGGAUAGCUUGUUAAACGUGUAU
Pundamilia nyererei is the source of this 1340-nucleotide messenger RNA. RefSeq names its product alpha-1,3-galactosyltransferase 2-like. Gene Ontology annotation, biological process: carbohydrate metabolic process. The coding region runs from base 1 to 1281 and encodes 426 amino acids. Gene Ontology annotation, molecular function: hexosyltransferase activity. The record is from RefSeq and is a predicted model, not a curated record. Gene Ontology annotation, cellular component: vesicle; membrane; Golgi apparatus. NCBI's taxonomy places the organism in Eukaryota, Metazoa, Chordata, Actinopteri, Cichliformes, Cichlidae. The transcript is spliced from 3 exons.